UAUAACCUCACUUUUAAUUAUUUCUUCCAAUCAUAGAAGAGUCUUAAGUAUACAAGAAGCCUCCUGAACCCACCAAAUUUUCAUCUGAGGAUGCUCUAGUCCCCAGUGAAAUGAUAAUUAGCUUACUUUUUGGAACACCCUGUAUCAAUUCUAACAUUUUUGUAAUCACUAAUUGACAGGAGGACCCAUAAUCCAUUUAAUUGAAACAAUUGACCCUGAAAAACGUUUCCAGAGUGCAACCAACUUUUUCGAAACAACGCUUCCCACGAGAAGAAUAAUAAGAAGACAACAACCUAUGUAUCUCGGCGCAACUUGUAAGUAGUAAAGCUGAAAGCUUAAUCACAACAAAGCUAGUUGAACACUAGAACGGAACUAGUUAAAUCUGAAAGCGCGAACAUAAGUGCAGAGACGAGCAUUUAGUAGCUAUUCGUGGGUAGUUGAGUGUGUAUGGAAGAAUGUGGGGCUCUUGAUGCCACAAACCAACCGUAUUCUACUUCAAAAUAAAUUAAAUCGGCUGUCUGAUCUAAUCACGAGCAAAGUAUAGAAAUCUCGAGCGACCGGCAGUGGCAUGUAACUGUCUUUUUUAUUAUUUGGCGGAAACCAGAGCAAACAGCAAGCUGACGAUGUGGAAUAUAAAUAAGCGUUUAACUUAGUUUUGCCGAUUCAGUGUGUGUGCGGCAGCGAAAGUGUUUCGUAUUGCGUAAUCGUGGGCGGACAAAUAGUGAAAAACCCGUAAAUUAACUCAAAAACUUCCAAAAAUUCUCAUUUAAAAAAUUAGAGUUUUUCAAACAUGAAACUCGCCGUAGCAUUUAUGCUGCUGGCCGGCAUGCUGGCCAUCGGCGUCAACGCCGGCAACGAACCGGUUUGCUCAUAUCGCAAUACUCAAGGCGAAACGAUAUUCCUCAAAUAUUUGCCGCUACUCAAACAGGGACAGGAUUAUGUGGACUUUGGUGUGGAUGGCAAGUGUGUGAAGCGCGCCGUUUGUUCGGAGCGUUUCAAAACCGAAGUGGAGGAUUGCGGCAAGUAUUCCGUCACAUGCGGCAACAAAAAGACCUUCAGUGGCGUCUUUCCGGGCUGCUGUGUUAAAUGUUAAUUGCAAAAACAAAACCAAAAGCAAAAAAAAACCAAAAAAAAGCAUAUAAACUUCAAAUGAACUACUCGUAAAGUUAAACGUAUUCACCAAGAGCUUACAUAAUGAAAAUACUUUUUUUUUAAUAAAUUUAACUCAAAAAC
Molecule: messenger RNA, 1233 nt
Organism: Zeugodacus cucurbitae (melon fly)
Lineage: Eukaryota; Metazoa; Arthropoda; Insecta; Diptera; Tephritidae
Exons: 3
Coding region: 791-1093 (100 amino acids)
Source: RefSeq, a predicted model, not a curated record